Molecule: messenger RNA, 1272 nt
Organism: Topomyia yanbarensis
Lineage: Eukaryota; Metazoa; Arthropoda; Insecta; Diptera; Culicidae
Product: angiopoietin-related protein 7-like
Exons: 2
Coding region: 1-1272 (423 amino acids)
Source: RefSeq, a predicted model, not a curated record
AUGAAGCUACUAGUGGUGUUGGUUCUUUGCGGGAUCUGGAUCGAAAUGGUGUCCUGCCGAAGGAAGAUUCAGUGUCGCAUGUUGCAAUCUGUACCGGAUACGGCAACGGUGGCUCCGGUUCCAACCCAAGUGCACAUUAUCAACAGUACCGAGUUUGAGAUGAUAAUGACAAAACUAGACGCAUUGGAUCUGCGGUUGAUUAAAACGGAAUUUGCGGUGCAGGACAUGGUCCAAACGAUCGCCAGUGACGUGGUUAAUUUGGGCCAAGUGGUUGAAAAGCUGGCUUGGGUGGCCAGUCAAACCGAGCUGUCGAGUAGUUUUGUCGAGCACCACGUGAAGUUGAUCGAGUAUAACCUAACUACUCUGCAGAAGGACGUUCGAGACCUGCUCAGUUUUCAGCAGCGAUUGCCGACAAGAAGUUACAUCGAAAAUGCGUUGGUCAAACUGAAGUUUACCCCGGCACCUCAAGAGCCGAUAACCGAGGAGAAAAUGCAAACCAUUGUGGAAACCAUGCAAGCUAUAAUGGAGGAACCGACGUAUGAGUACUGUGACCAGUUACCAGAGAAUAGUGCUUCUGGGAUUUAUGUCAUCCAGCCGGAUGGUGAUUUUCGAGAACCGAUGAAAGUUCUGUGUAACCAGACCUUCAUGAGCGGUGGCUGGACAGUGUUUCAAAGUCGAUUCAAUGGAACAGUGAACUUUUACCGGGACUAUCAUGAGUAUGUUCGGGGCUUUGGAAAAAUGGACGGUGGAGAAUUUUGGCUCGGUCUCGAUAGAAUUCAUCGGCUGACCUACUCGGCGCCACACGAAUUGGUGGUGGUAAUGGAAGACUGGCAGGGAGUUUCCAAGUAUGCAAGGUACGAAAACUUUGAAAUAGCGGGAGCGUUCGAGAAUUACAAGGUGAACAAGAUCGAUGGAUACUCGGGAACGGCGGGAGACUCCCUGAACUACACGUUAAAUGCAUUCUUCACCAGCUUCGAUCAGGAUCAUGACACCAACGAGAGGGAAAACUGUGCCAUCAAGUAUCAUGGGGCGUGGUGGUACAAAUCUUGUCAUUCGAGUAACCUGAACGGGAAAUAUUUGCGUGGCAAUACCAACGAGUUCGGUGCUGGAAUGAACUGGAACUCUUUCCACGGGAUGAACUAUGCGCUGAAGUCCUCGAUGCUGAUGAUCAGACGUCGGCUGGAUAUGAUCGACCUGGAGGCUACGCGGAAUCAUAAGGUGACGGUCGUUGAUAAACCAGAGGAUACGGAUGAAAUCAAUACGCUGGAAUAA